UCUGUUUACCUGGAGAGGUUUGCAAGUGAAGUGUGGAUGUGGCUGGGAGAAGCCAUAACAACUGGAGCUGAGCACCUCUUCUAUAGUGUGAGGAGGAUGGAGGUGCACAGGAAACUGGGAGGGGACAGCGGACUGUCGACUGACUCAAGGGAGAGUCCACACCAUAUGGUGUCAUCCUCAGCAUAUAAAGCUGGAGGAAGAAGGAGGAACGGGGGUGAUGAUGUUUGUCUUCCCAAGUAACUGUUAACGUGAUGAAGCCCUGCUUUCCUGGAGAUGUCUGACCACCUGCCUGCCUAUGGGAAACAGUGAAUGAAUUCCUUGUUUUGCUUUGCUGGUGAUGAAGUAUAUAUGAAAUUAUUCAUUCUUCUAAAAGUGCUUGCAAGGAAACCUCUGUGAUUCAUGGUCUUUGAUCCUGCUAUCACUUACGUCGCUUCCUGGGACAACAGCAGCUGAAUAUGCAUCAAAUUUGAAGAAGAUCUAUACGGUACAGACAGUGCAGGAUUUCUGGAGUGUCUACAACAACAUUCCUCCUGUGACAAAUUUGCCUCUGAGAUGUAGUUACCAUUUAAUGCGGGGAGAAAGGCAGCCACUUUGGGAAGAAGAAAGUAAUGCCAAAGGAGGCAUAUGGAAAAUGAAGGUCCCUAAAGAAAGUACGGCUGCAGCUUGGAAAGAGCUACUGUUAGCAACUAUUGGAGAGCAGUUUGCAGACUGUUGUGCAGCAGAUGAUGAAGUAAUAGGAGUUAGCGUCAGUGUUCGUGACCGUGAAGAUGUUGUGCAAGUCUGGAACCUAAAUGCCUCUUUAGCAAGUGAAGCAAAAGUUAUAGAAAAGAUACAUAAACUUAUGCCACACACGUCUUUUAAAGGGGUGUUCUAUAAAUCACACAGAGAGCAUCAUGCUUUUGAAGGCCGACAGGAAAAACAUUAAAUGCAGUCUGUGCCAAGCUCAUUCAUUGUCAUUUGGUGUUUUGAGGUGGUCUGGACAAGGAGGAGGAUGGUGGAAGUCCUGCACACAGUAGCCUUUUUGAGUUUCUAACAUUUCAAACUGGGAAAAUUAGGAAAAAACGUUGCCUCAACCACUAAAUGUGCUAUUAAUUGCUUCUUGUUUUGUUGGUUUUUUUUAAUUAUGUAUUGUUUCUUUAAAUAAAUUUUGGUCACUUUCUUUUUUCAGUUGGGUUUUAUUUGUUCCUAUUACAUUCAGAUAGAAGGGUUCAAUUUCUUCUGUACUGCACUCAGUUAUAUGCAAAUGUGUGCAGAGUUGGUAUGCUGCUUUUCCUAGAUGUGCUCUGUGUAGAGGAAUACUGGCUUGGUGAAAUGUGUUUUCAAUUUUCGUUUUAAAACAUUCCUGUCAUGUUAAGAUUUACUCCCUAGCUUUGUCCUAAGAGAGAAAGAAAUUGCUCUGCAUUUAUUCUAAUAUUCAAUGUACUCUGGUGUUGCACUGACAAUGGCACGCAUACUGUAAAAGUAAAGAGUAAAUUAUUCACUAAACAAGUGACUAAAGAGAACAAUUUAUACCAGGAUUAACCAUUUGUGGGAUGGUGUUAAUGAGUAUUUUAAUUCUAGUGAUUUCAGAAGAGCCCCUGUUCAGACUAGAAUGAGAGAUCCUUCAGUAGGAAAUCCUUCAAAUGCCACACCUCUUUUAUUUUGGAGGGGAUGGAGUUUUGUAAUGUUUUUAUAUAGCACGCUUUGUUGUAAUAUUUUUCUGUACAUCUGUGAUAGUGUCAGGAAUAAUUUCUAAUGCCUUAGACUAACUGGAUCCAUCCCUCCUCCUCCAAGUACUUCAGGCCUGUGCCUGCACCCUCAAAGGUCAGUACCAGAGCUACAGCUGACAUCAGUGCGAAGGAAGAGAUCCCAUUGCAUGUAGCUUCAGGCCAUAGUGACUUUCUAAGUGACUCUUUUUGUUUAAAAAGAAUAAAAAACAAAAGAAAAGGAUUUUGUGGUGCAGCAUGAAUAUGCAUACAAAAUGUUACUCUUUAAUUAUUUGUCUAUAUUAUUUGUCUAUUUGGGGUGUUGGUUUGGUUUACUGUGCUGCCAGUGAUUGCUGCAGUUUUUUACCAAAAAAAGCUGCGAGCUAGAGAUGAGCGUACACUCCACUGAGCAUUACUUCAUUGUUAAGAGGUUUUUCUUUGGCACCUGUUCAAGUUGCACUGGUUCCCACAUCUUUAGUGUAUUAAGAGGAGCCAUUAAAAUUGAAUAAAUUUAAAAAUAUUUCAAAAUAAAUUUAAAAUAAGAAACAUUUGAAUUUUUUUCUACAAUUUCCUCUGUAGUUAUAAACUCAAUCUGUGGUUAAUGAGCGUUAUUAAUUAAACUAAUUUUCUAAGAUCCAAAUGUCUUGCUUCUCUAAUUGCUUUCUGAGGUUAAAUGCUACUGGGCCUGUUUUUUUAAACCUGCGUGUUUUUCAGUAAAACUUCUUCUGUUAGAAGCUAUCUGUUUUGUUCAUAGAUUAAGAAUAUUUUUAAAGUAUUUUUUUAUUAAAGCAGAAAUGAAGCCUAAAAUUUAUUGGUAGUAUAUCUCUUGUAUGCAUUCAGUUAAUAUUCAAGGUAUUUCUGAGUUGCUGUUAAGUUGAGGUUUCAAAAUAAAAAGCAUAGAGACCGCUA
Molecule: messenger RNA, 2594 nt
Organism: Cuculus canorus (common cuckoo)
Lineage: Eukaryota; Metazoa; Chordata; Aves; Cuculiformes; Cuculidae
Gene: EIF4E3
Product: eukaryotic translation initiation factor 4E family member 3
Exons: 9
Coding region: 569-925 (118 amino acids)
Biological process (GO): translational initiation
Cellular component (GO): eukaryotic translation initiation factor 4F complex
Molecular function (GO): RNA 7-methylguanosine cap binding; translation initiation factor activity
Source: RefSeq, a predicted model, not a curated record